CGCGGGAGUUGUUUGUGUGAUAUUUUUAUUAGCGAAAAUCGGAACUUGGUCUGUUGACAAUUAGGUCUAGCAAUGUCAAUUGAUCUCAGUGAAUUCGAAAAGAAUAAUGGAAAUAACUAUAUAGUCCGCUCAGAGGUUCCAGAAAUAUGCAAAUCGGAACCGUGUUGUUUUGGAAUAGAUGAAGCCGGUCGUGGACCUGUUUUAGGUCCCAUGGUGUAUGGUAUUUGUUACUGUCCAAUCUCUAAAAAUGAACAACUUGCUGAGAUGGGAUUUGCUGAUUCCAAGACAUUAAGUGAAGAACAGAGAGAAGAACUCUUUACGAAAAUCUAUGAAGCCAAUCAGGUUCUUGGAUACAAAAUGGAAGUUCUUUCACCAAAUAUAAUAUCAAAUAGUAUGUUCAGAAGAACAAAAUGCAGCUUGAAUACAGUCUCUAAAGAUUCAGCCAUUAAAUUGCUCAGACUUACAAUAGAAGAAGGUGCUAACAUCAAAGAAGUGUAUGUUGAUACUGUGGGUGAUGCCAGCAAGUAUCAGGCGUACCUGAAGGAAUUGUUCCCGGAUCUUGAAAUUACUGUUACACCCAAAGCUGAUGCUAAAUUUCCAAUCGUCAGUGCAGCGAGUAUAUGUGCUAAGGUAUGCAGAGAUCGAGCUGUGAAAUCUUGGCAAUUUCCAGAAUUUGACGAAAUCAACGAAACGCCAUAUGGAUCUGGCUAUCCUAAUGAUCCGGCAACUAAACAGUGGUUAUCAAACGUUAUGGAGCCGGUCUUUGGAUUUCCACGAUUUGUAAGAUUUAGCUGGUCUACUGCAGAUAAGAUAUUAGAGGAGAAAGCUGUGCCUGUAUAUUGGGAUGAUGAUGAGGAUGGAGACAAUGGUGCGAAAGGUACCCCUUCAGUGAUGUCAUUCUUCAGUUCAAAAGACUCUGAUCCAAGAUUGAAAAAGCAUCAUUAUUUUAAUGAUCGUCAUUUGACGCAGGUUACAGAUUUCUGAUUUCACCAGCUUGUAGUUAAAAGUCGUACCGUUAUUAAACACCCAUUCUGACGAUAUGAUGGACCUAGAACAAAGAUGAUUCAUAAUGUCUCUAACCCCAGCAUACAGGCAACACCUGUGAUGCAAGAAACAGAAAACCAGCACAUCUCACUGUUCGAUAACCCUGCCUUUUUGUAGCUACAGCUUGUAUACUAAAUUUAUGAUUACAUCCACAUAUGUCAAAAUGUCCUUAAAAAACAGAUUCAUGAGCAAACAAGAAUCAAAGAAACCUUGGAACAAACUCAAGUGUGCUGAGGGAAUUGAAGACAUGAAACAGAAAGAAAGUAUUGGAAGCUAAUUAAAAAUUUAAGGAUUGUUCUGCUGUGAGAAUCACAGAUGUGAGAGUAAUUUGAUCCACAAUACUGUACAAACAGAAAACCCUACCAAUCUCCCCUAUGUGUGCAUAGUCCUAGAUAACCAAUAAGUAUACAAUCUCAUAGCUGGACAUUUGCUAAUUUAUGUACAUUAAAGUGUCAUCAGCUGCAACUAUUGAAA
Saccoglossus kowalevskii is the source of this 1518-nucleotide messenger RNA. RefSeq names its product ribonuclease H2 subunit A-like. Gene Ontology annotation, biological process: mismatch repair; DNA replication, removal of RNA primer. The record is from RefSeq and is a predicted model, not a curated record. Lineage: Eukaryota; Metazoa; Hemichordata; Enteropneusta; Harrimaniidae. Gene Ontology annotation, cellular component: ribonuclease H2 complex. Gene Ontology annotation, molecular function: RNA-DNA hybrid ribonuclease activity; RNA binding.